AAGAAUGAAGGAAAAUAGAACCCUCUCAUCACAAUGCUCCUGAUUUGUAAAUAUUUCGUCUGCUAUUUUCAAUUUUGCUUUUCAAUUUACUCGAACUAGUUUACUCGAAUCAACUAGAGAAUCUGAGUAGUUCAAGUGAUCACAUGUCCAACUUGAAGUGGUUUCUAAAAUACUUUCAAUGAAUACAUUCGCUUAAUACAGGGGCGAAUAUUUCUUGAUGAAUCAAGGUCUUUUCUAUCUUGAUAAAGCUCGAUAAGAGCUGAUAAGGUAAGUGUCGAUCGGUUUUACAACAAUAUAUUGAACAUGGAGUAGUUCCAGCUAGCUACCCAGUCUGCGAAUUCCAUGUAAGUGAUAAUGAAGAACAGCAAAAAAUUGCAUCUAGCUAUGCCAACUUUAGAUAAAUCGGAAGUAAUAGUUAAUAACGAGCCAAUUAAAAUAACGUCUUUCCGAAAUGAUGAAGAUAUUGCUGGUCAAGAUCAAAAUCACACAUCUGCAGCAGAAGAAAUUAAACCGCCAGUCUAUCCACCGAUAGCCUUCUACAAAUUGUAUCGAUAUUCCACUGUUGGCGAAAAAAUUAUUCUGUUCAUUGGAUUUCUUUCUGCUGUGGUCACUGGCUUCUGCCAGCCAGCCAACACGUGGAUCUAUGGUGAAUUGGUUGGUUCCAUGGUCGGAUCAGCAAUGUCUCCAGAUUUUACAGAGCUUAUGGAUGCAGUUCUUAGAUUUGCAAUUGGGAACUCCAUUAUUGGAGUCAUCAUGUUGUUCUUCAGUUACCUAAGCAUCAUGCUGUACAAUUUGGUAGGGCAUCGUCAAAUCUAUCGAAUCCGAAACAUGUAUUUACAAUCGGCAUUGCACCAAGAUGUUUCAUGGUAUGACGUGACUCAGAGUGGAGACAUAGCCAGUCGUUUAGCAGAGGACAUAACUAAACUGGAGGAUGGAAUAUCUGAGAAGGCUGUCAUGUUCAUGCAUAAUAUGAGUGCUUUCGUGGGUUGCCUUAUUCUAGCAUUAGUCAAAGGAUGGGAGCUUGCUCUGGUCUGCCUCAUCUCAUUCCCUGUCACAAUGAUACUCAUUGGAGCAGUAGGAGCGAUUACCACUCGCUUGGCUCGCAAUGAGAUCGAUGCGUAUGCAAAAGCAGGCUCGAUUGCUGAAGAGGUACUGUCCGCAAUGCGAACUGUAGUUGCGUUUGGAGGACAAGAGUUGGAACUUGAGAGAUUUACUCGAAAUUUAAACUUUGCAUACCAGAAUAAUGUAAAGAAGAGUUUCUUUGCGGGACUCGCAUUUGGAUUAUUGUGGUUUUGUAUAUAUGGCAGCUACGCUUUAUCGUUUUGGUAUGGUGUUGGAUUAGUAAUAGAAGAAAGGGACUAUGAUCCUAGCGUACAAACGUACAAUGCUGCUACUAUGGUUACGGUCUUUUUCAGCGUGAUGAUGGGGUCUAUGAAUUUCGGUACAGCCUCUCCAUUCAUUGAAGCCUUCGGAAUUGCAAAGGCAGCCGGAUCUAAGGUUUACGCCGUUAUUGAAAGAGCCUCUGCUAUUAACAGCUUGUCAAAUGAUGGUGCUAAACCCCUCCAAUUAGAUGGAGCUAUAGCAUUCAAAAAUGUCAAGUUUAACUACCCUUCAAGACCAAAUGUUGAGAUAUUGAAAGGUUUGCACCUGAAUAUUCAACCAGGUGAGACCGUGGCAUUAGUUGGGGGAUCAGGAUGUGGUAAAUCUACAUGUAUUCAACUGCUACAGAGAUUUUACGAUCCGAUGGAUGGGCAGAUUCUUCUAGAUGGGCAUGAUUUGAGAGACUUGAAUGUUGCUUGGCUUAGGAAUAAUAUUGGAAUUGUCGGUCAAGAACCUGUAUUAUUUGGUACAACUAUUUCUCAGAAUAUACGUUAUGGAAAAAUGGAUGCUACCAAUGAAGAUAUUAUUGAUGCAGCCAAAAAAGCAAACGCUCACGAUUUCAUCAUCAAGCUACAGAAAGGAUACGAUACAAUGGUUGGUGAAAGGGGAGCUCAGUUGUCAGGUGGACAAAAGCAAAGAAUUGCCAUAGCAAGAGCGUUGGUCCGAAAUCCCAAAAUUUUACUCUUGGAUGAGGCAACGUCUGCUCUAGAUACACGAAGUGAAGCGAGAGUGCAAGCAGCUCUUGAUCGAGCGAGUAAAGGAAGAACUACAAUCAUUGUAGCCCAUAGAUUAUCAACUAUAAGAGGUGCAGAUAAAAUCAUUGUACUAUCUGAUGGUGUAGUUGUUGAACAAGGAACACACGCAGAAUUGAUGAAACUCAAAAAGCAUUAUCAUGCGCUUGUGACUACUCAGAUAUCUGAGCUUGAGGAGCACGGGCCUAUGACGCCAACCAGUCCUGAAAAAUUAGACAAUGAUGAUGACGACGAUGAGCCGAUUGUUGUAAAAAAUUCCAAGCAUGUUGAGGAAGACGAAGCUACAGCACCAGAAACAGUUUCUAUGAUGAGUAUCUUGAAAUACAAUAAGCCUGAGCAGAACCUUAUUAUUAUAGCUUGUUUAACAUCUAUCAUUGUCGGCUGUUCUACACCAUUAUUUUCGAUUCUAUUCGGUGACAUUAUUGGACUUCUAGCACUACCUGAUCCUGUGGAAGUUAGAGAAUCAACGAAUAUUUAUAGUCUGUAUUUCACACUUGUUGGCCUUAUAGUUGGUACUGCUACAUUUAUUCAGAUAUUUAUUUUUGGGAUCACUGGAGAACGCCUAACAAAACGUAUGCGACAACUAUCAUUUGGUACUAUGAUGCGGCAAGAAAUGGCCUGGUUUGAUAUACCAAGUAAUGGGACUGGUUCUCUAUGUGCCAAACUAUCAGGAGAAGCUGCUGCUGUACAAGGAGCGACUGGGCAGCGAAUUGGAACCCUUAUACAAUCCGGUGCUACGUUGAUACUGGGUCUAGGACUCGCUAUGUAUUACGAGUGGAGACUCGGGUUAGUUGGUGCCGCAUUUAUGCCAUUCAUUUUGAUCACCACUUAUAUGCAAGGCUUACUGUUGAGUUCAGAGACUUUGAAUUAUCACAAAACUUUAGAAGAAUCUACAAAGAUCGCAGUUGAAGCAGUGACCAACAUUCGCACGGUUCUCGGGCUUGGAAGAGAAGAAACGUUUCAACUGGCAUAUGCAGAUGCAAUGAGACCAUCUUUUAUACUUGCCAAAAGAAAUACACACUACCGUGCAAUAGUUUUUGCUUUAGCUAGAGCUAUUCUUUACUUUGCAUAUGCAGUUACCAUGUGGUAUGGUGGAUAUUUGAUAGAAAACGAAGGACUAUAUUUUUCUGCGGUAUUCAAGGUUGCACAAGCUCUCAUCAUGGGAACAGUGAUGGUGGCCAAUGCAUCAGCUUUUGCGCCAAACUAUCAAAAGGGUCUUAUCGCAGCUUCAAAAAUUUUUGCUCUGUUCAACAGAGUUCCAAAAAUAUUAAAUCCGACAAAUCCACAAGACAAAGAUUGGAAUAAUAAUGGUACCAUUGAUUACAAAUCUGUUACAUUCGAGUAUCCUACUAGGCCUGGAAUCACGGUAUUACAGUCAUUGGAUCUGCAUGUUCCUACAGGGAAAACAAUUGCAUUAAUUGGUGCCAGUGGAUGCGGGAAAAGCACCCUUAUACAACUUCUAGAACGAUUCUAUGAUCCACAAUCGGGUAGUGUACAUUUAGGCGACAAGGACACUUCGUCUGUAAGUCUUGCUUCGUUGAGAUCGAAUUUGGGAAUUGUAUCACAAGAACCGAUAUUGUUUGCACGGACGAUUGCAGAGAAUAUUGCCUAUGGUGAUAACACACGUGAUGUACCAAUGUCCGAGAUCAUUAAGGCAGCUAAAGAGGCAAACAUACACACGUUUAUCUCAGCACUUCCUCAGGGAUAUAGUACUAAACUUGGAGACAAGGGUACGCAAAUUUCUGGGGGUCAGAAGCAAAGAAUAGCUAUUGCUAGAGCUUUGAUUGCCAAUCCAAAAGUUCUUUUACUUGAUGAAGCAACAUCAGCCUUAGAUAUGGAAAGUGAAAAGGUCGUACAAGCUGCAUUAGAUGAGGCAAAGGAAGGUAGAACAUGCUUAACUAUAGCGCAUAGGCUUUCAACGAUUCAAGAUGCUGAUAAAAUCUGCGUUCUGGACAAAGGCGUUAUAGCUGAGAGCGGUACCCACGCUGAGCUUGUUGCUCUAAGAGGGCUGUACUGGAAAUUGCGAACUUUACAAGCAUGAGCAGUGCGCUCUUUUAGUUCUUCCCCUGCAACCUCCCCCAGUGAUAUUGUUACUAGUGCAGUAAUGGAUGUUAAGUAGACACAGAAAAAUACUGUAUUUUUCAAACACAUAGAUGUAUGUAAUUCCUGUGCCAUGGAUGUAGCAUUCUGUCAACGGUUGUUAUUCUCGGAAAUACCCGCCUACAGUUUUCAUCAUCAAAAUCAAUCUCAUUUCAACGUCUUUUGUGGUCAAAAAAAUUAUCCAAUAAUGAUCUUGGAAUACGCUUUCCUGCAAUAAUUUAUAAUUCAUUUCAAAUAUCCAUAGUUGUAGAAAAAUUAGAUUGGUUUUUUUUCAGGAUGUUAUUUCAUAAUUAAUCGGCGUCUCAAGUGUAUAUGACAUGAAUUGCUAACGUCAAGUCUCCAUAAGACCAAUAUUUAGAUAGUAAAUAUUCAAAAAUCUG
Athalia rosae (coleseed sawfly) is the source of this 4612-nucleotide messenger RNA. Its product is annotated as ATP-dependent translocase ABCB1. The record is from RefSeq and is a predicted model, not a curated record. Lineage: Eukaryota; Metazoa; Arthropoda; Insecta; Hymenoptera; Athaliidae. Bases 355 to 4173 code for a protein of 1272 amino acids. The transcript has 19 exons. Gene Ontology annotation, cellular component: membrane. Gene Ontology annotation, molecular function: ATP hydrolysis activity; ABC-type transporter activity; ATP binding. Gene Ontology annotation, biological process: transmembrane transport.